AUGAUUAUGGACGGCAUCAGCACCAGUGGCAACCAGACCACAGUCCUGAAUGGUCCAGAGUCGGUGAUGCUCACACCGCACGAUGUCCUGGGGGACUUCGAUGAGAAAUCCAGUGCACACCCGCAAAGCAGUAUGACCACUGGAGUACCCGGCGGGGUCAGGAACAACAACUUUGUCAAGACGGAAGAUUAUAUGACGGAGGACCGUCCUUUUUUGGUUACCAUUGGCAAGGAUGGUUUGAUUGCAGCACUUCAGAAGCUGGACAGGCAGCUGCGGAAUUCUGGACGUGCACACGUCUUGUCAUCGAAGUGCCCGACAGACUGGAUUGGCAAGGAGAUUACGCCCGGGCGGCUCGGGCUCAUCAACCACGGCGGUCUGCCCAAGAUUCUCACGCGCCCGGGGCGCUAUCCAGGCCCGCCGCUGCGAAACUGGUGGGCACGCGAGUGGUGCGGGACGAAGGGCUUGUCGGACACGGUGAUCGAGUUCGAGGGCCUGACCGUCGUGCAGGUGUCACAGAAUCAGGCGGCGGUCGUGUCCGACCCGCAGAACCAGAUAUUCGUAAUCAAAAACUCGGGAUUCGUCGCGUACGCGGUCGAGGGGUCGUACAACGUGUUGUCAAUUGUCGACCAGACGCACCUCCCGUCAGAGAUCAGGGAUGAGACUACAGGCAUCACGCUCGGUUGGAGCCACGAGGUGACAAUGAAGAGCCAGACGAAUAACGGGAAGGAGCGGGACUACGUCGUCGCGCUCUUCUUGAACAUACCCGCGAAUAACUGUGCGGUCCUCCAGAAGGGUGACGACCUCGAGUUGCUCCCCGCAGGACAGCAUUACAUCACGAAUCCGAACGUCACGCUGCGUGGGCUCUUUACCUGCGGCGAGAACCAGCUCGAGAUGCCCACCAAGGACAUCUUCACGAGGGACCAGGUCCCUGUCAACAUGACGUUGUAUCUGAAGUGGCAAGUCAUGGAGCCGUUGAAGCUCACGAUGCACGGCUACAGCACGCCCUUCGAAGCGCUCCGAGACAAAACGCAGUCGAUCCUCACGCAAAUCGUCGCACACCUGGACUACAGCUCCAUGGUGAAGCAGCGCUCGAUCGGCCCGGACAACCUCGACGACGGUACGGACGCAUCGUCUGCGUUCCUCGACGCGCUGCGUACGCGCGCGAUGGAUGAUCUGCAGCUCGCCGCGCUCGAGUACGGGAUCGUGCUGAAGGACCUUGCUGUCAUGGACAGGAAAUUCAAGGGUGAUAUUGCGACAACAAUGGACAAGUUGACCACGCGGGCGCUGCAGGCGCAAGUCGAGGCAGCAAAUGUGGACAGGGAAAACAGCAACAAGAUCAAGCAAGAAGAGGGUGCCCUCGCAGUCGCGCGCGUCAAAGCCCAAGCCCAAAACACGAUCUCCGACUCUGAAGCCUACAGCGUUAUCGCAGCGGCCAAGGCCGAGGCACAGAGGGUGCAGAUCGAGGCCGAGGCGCAGGCGCACGCAACGCGGCUCGCCGCCCAGGCGGAAGCGGAGGCAACGCGCCUGCGUGCCGCGGCGGACGCGGCGGUGCUCGACCAAUUUGCGCGCGAGAUGGGGCUGCGCAGGCUCGACGUCGCGCGCGUGGCAGCGUUUGGAGACCGCACCGUGUUUGUGCCCACUGAGGGCAUGGGCGCGCAGAUGGGCGGCGCGUUGGCGGCGGGCAUGGCGGCGUGCAUGGGUGCAGAGGCCAAGCGGUAG
This is a messenger RNA of Sparassis crispa, 1719 nucleotides long. RefSeq lists its product as hypothetical. The transcript is spliced from 16 exons. The coding region runs from base 1 to 1719 and encodes 572 amino acids. NCBI's taxonomy places the organism in Eukaryota, Fungi, Basidiomycota, Agaricomycetes, Polyporales, Sparassidaceae. The record is from RefSeq and is a predicted model, not a curated record.